AUGGACAUCAAGAAGCCCAUCACUUCCACCAUCUCCUCGGCGUCCUUCUCCUUCCUCACCGCCGAGGACAUCCGCAGCAUCUCUGUUAAGCAGAUCAUCAAUCCGGUGCUGCUCGACACCACCAACCACCCAAAUGCUGGCGGUCUCUACGACCCAGCCCUCGGCCCUAUGCGCCCCAAUGACAUCUGCUCGACAUGUCACCUCAAUUCGUAUCAAUGCCCAGGUCAUUUUGGCCACAUCGAGCUCCCCUCGCCCGUCUUCCACCCUCUCUUCAUGGGCAACAUGUUCAACUUGCUUCGAGGUACCUGCUUCUACUGUCACCGAUUCCGCGCCAAUCUCGUCGUUCUCACCAAGGUCAUCGGUCGCUUGCGGCUGCUCGAGCUUGGUCUUGUAGACGAUGCGGAGAACAUCGAAGCCGAGGAGCCAAGAUCACACGCGAAGGCUUCCGAUCUCAGCAACGACGACUUCGACAGCGCAAACGAAGAUGACGAGGACAAGGAGUCCGGCAAGAAGGCGAGCGGCUCGAAGCCCAAAGGCUUCCACGGCGAAACCCCCGCCGAGUUCGCCACACGCAUCAACAAGCAGGUCAAGGAGCUCAUCAAGGCGGCCAAGGCCAGCGGCAAGGCGCAGGUGGAGCCAGAAGCAGGCAGCUUGGCGUACACCGCCCGCAAAAAGUGCAUCAACGACUUCAUGAAGGACAUCUAUAAGAAGCGCUGCGGCCAGUGCAAUGCUAUCAGCCCCCUCGUGCGUCGUGACGGCUUCCUCAAGAUCAUGGAGAAGGCGCCGACCAACAACGAAGUAGCCGCCAACGAUCAAAAGGGCUACUUCCGCAUCUCGCCCGUGAAGCGCGUCGCUGCGAUGGAGCGUCGCCUUGCUGCUUCUGCCGCAUCCACGUCUGCUGCUGCGGAGACCGAGGAUGAGGUCGACAUCGCCUCUCAGGCCAUCUCUGCCGACAAUGCACCCAAAGAGGCUGGCUACCGAGUCAUGCCGGCCGUCGAAUGCCAGGCUCAUCUUCGCUUGCUCUUCCACAACGAAUGUCCCCUCUGCUCGCUCAUCUUCGGCCGUAAUGGUCCCUUCCGCCUCGGCAACUCGGCGGGCAAAGUCAAGCCCAAGGUGGGCUCCUCCAUCUGGUCCACUCCCAACGGGGCCAGCGCCGACAACUUCUUCGUCGGCGUGCUUGCAGUGCCACCCACACGAUUCCGUCCAGCCAGUAUCAUGGGCGAUAUGACCUUCGAAAACUCUCAGAACGAGCUUCUCACCAACGUGCUUAAGACCACUUUCGUCAUUCGGGAUCAGAUCACCGAGUUGGCGCGAUUGUCAGCCAAGAAGGACUUCCCCGAACUCGGUCCCGACGCUUCCGAGACCGAGUACCGCGCCGCCGAGGCACAGCUCAUCAAGAGCCGCGAAGAAACUCGCCGCAAAGUGCUCAACUCGAUGAUGCAGCUCCAGGUCGACGUCAACUCGUUCAUCGAUGCCAGCAAGAACCCCAUGCCUCUGCGUCAGGGCCAGCUGCCGCCCCCCGGUGUCAAGCAAGGCCUGGAGAAGAAGGAGGGCCUCUUCCGAAAGCACAUGAUGGGCAAGCGUGUCAACUUUGCCGCUCGUUCCGUCAUCUCCCCCGAUGUGAACAUCGAGACCAACGAGAUUGGUGUGCCGCCUGUCUUUGCCCGCAAGCUCACCUAUCCCGAGCCCGUCACUGUCCACAACGUCCAGCUCAUGCGGCAGCUCGUGAUCAACGGACCCUCCAAGUACCCUGGUGCCGUUGCCAUCCGAAGCGAAGACGGCACCGAGACGCAGCUCGACAAGCUCAGCGUCGAGGAGAGGACCGCGCUCGCCAAUCAGCUCCUCACACCGCAAGAGCACUCUUCCAAGCAGGCCCGCGGUACCUUUGCUGGUCUUGGCAGCUCGACACGCACGCCCAUCGCCAACAAGCAGGUGCUACGUCACCUUCGCGACGGCGACAUCCUGCUGCUCAACCGACAGCCUACAUUGCAUCGACCCUCGAUGAUGGCGCAUAAGGCUCGUGUUCUUGUGGGUGAAAAGACCAUCCGCAUGCACUACGCCAAUUGCAACUCCUACAAUGCAGACUUCGACGGUGACGAGAUGAACAUGCAUUUCCCGCAAUCGCAAGCGGCUCGUGCCGAGUGCUACUACGUCGCCAACACCGACAACCAGUACCUCACGCCGACCAGCGGCAAUCCGCUUCGUGGUCUUAUCCAGGAUCACGUCGUCGCCGGUGUAUGGAUGACGUCCAAGAACACGUUGUACACACGUGCCGAGUACCAGCAGAUUCUCUAUGGCGCUUUGCGACCUGAGGGCAAGUACACCGGUAGCGGUCGCGUCCUCACUGUUGGCCCGGCUCUCUUGAAGCCAGAGCCACUGUGGACCGGCAAGCAGGUCAUCUCCACCGUGCUCCUCAACCUGAAGCCCGCCAAAGCAGACGGUCUCAACCUUACCUCGAAGGCGAAGGUGGCUGGACGCAUGUGGGGCAAGGACCACGCUAGCGAGGAGAAGGUCAUCAUUGAAGACGGCGAGCUGCUGCAAGGCGUGCUUGACAAGGCUGCUUUUGGUGCUUCCUCCUACGGUCUGGUCCACGCCAUUUUCGAGAUCUACGGAUCCGAGACUGCUGGCAAGCUUCUCAGCAUCCUUUCGCGUCUCUUCACUAAGUUCUUGCAGACCAACGCCUUCUCGUGUCGAAUGGACGAUCUGCUGCUCAGCAAGGACGGCGACAAGGACAGGCGGGACCUCCUCAACGCCGCCAAGGACCAGGGCAAGGGCGUCGCCAUGAAGACUGUCGGCCUCGAGGGCGAGAACGAAAAGAACCCAGACACGGACAGGAACCUGCGCAUCCGUCUCGAAGAGGUCUUGCGCGACGACAACAAGCUGGCUGUUCUCGACGGUGAGAUGAUGGGCUCGUCCAACGGUCUCUCCACCAAGAUCAUCGACACGUGCCUGCCCGCAGGCCUGUACAAGAAGUUCCCGGAGAACAACAUGCAAAUGAUGACCGGAUCCGGUGCCAAGGGUUCCGCCGUAAACGUCUCGCAGAUCUCGUGUCUGCUCGGUCAGCAGGCGCUCGAGGGUCGACGUGUCCCUCUCAUGGUCAGUGGCAAGUCCCUCCCGUCCUUCCGCCCCUUCGACACGUCCGCGCGAGCCGGUGGUUUUGUUAGCGGUCGUUUCUUGACCGGCAUUCGGCCUCAGGAGUACUUCUUCCACUGCAUGGCGGGUCGUGAAGGUCUAAUCGAUACAGCCGUCAAGACGUCGCGAUCCGGCUACUUGCAGCGAUGUCUCAUCAAGCAUCUCGAAGGUGUCCACGUCCAGUACGACAACACUGUCCGCAACGCCGACGGCUCCAUCCUUCAGUUCAACUACGGUGAAGAUGCCCUGGACACCACCAAGAGCAAGUACAUCGGUCAAUUUGACUUCACUGCUGCCAAUUUCGAGAACUAUAACAAGCGCUACGACCCCAAGCAGCUUGGCGAGGUCGUCGAGGCCGAGCUCGCUGCCGAGCACAUGAAGAAGGCGCUCAAGAAGCCGCACAAGUACGAUCCGGUGCUCAGCGUCUACACGCCCUCGACGCACUUCGGAUCCAUGUCGGAGAAGUACGCCAAGGAGAUCGAAGCCUACAUCGAGAAGAACCCCAGCAAGCUUCUGGCCGACAAGAAGAAGAAGAGCAAGAAGCGAAAGUCCGAGGCCGAUGCAGGAGCUCAAGACGGUGCCAGCGCGGUGGAAAAGCUUCGAUUUGUCAAGGAGAAGCUCGGCGUCGAGGCCUUCCGCGCCAUGUGCAAGGUGCUCUACCACCGCGGUCUCGUCGAUCCCGGAGAGGCGGUCGGCCUGCUUGCGGCUCAGGGUGUCGGUGAGCCCUCGACGCAGAUGACGCUCAACACGUUCCACUUCGCCGGUCACGGUGCCGCCAACGUGACGCUCGGUAUCCCGCGUCUGCGUGAGAUCGUCAUGACGGCCUCGCAGCACAUCAAGACGCCCAUCAUGCGCCUGCCCGUCCUCGAGGGCAUCACCGCCGACCAGAUCAAGACGUUCUGCAAGGACGGCAGUCGUCUCGUGCUCAGCCAGGUCAUCGACGAGGCCGUCGUCACGGAGAAGAUCUCGCCCAAGUCCGAGGAGACCGGCUACCACCGUCAGAAGACGUACACGGUGCGCCUCAACUUCUACCCGGCGGACGAGUGCAAGGAGGAGUACAACUGCUCCACCUCGCACAUCCUGCGCGGUCUGCAGGAGACCUUCGCGCCCAACUUGGAGAACAGCAUCAACAACGAGAUGCGCAAGCAGAAGCGCGAGCAUGCUCUGCAGGCAGCUGCGAUUGGCAAGGGUCAGACGUUCUCCGACAAUGCACCUGCUGGUGAGAACGACGAUGAGGCCGAGCGGGCCACGGGUGCCGUUGGCCGCCGACAGGUCGGCGCACGAGGCAACGAUGCUGACUCGGACGAUGAUGAGGACGCCUCGUCGGACGUUGGUGACGGCGACGCCGACGAUGCCAAGAGGAAGCAGAAGUCGGCAGCUGCCGCGUCGUACGAGGAGGGUGACGACGAAGACAUGGACGCCAUCCCAUCCACCACCGAAGAUAUCGAGGCUGCCUUCAGCAACGGCAACAAGAAGAAGUCGACCGCCCCCAUGAACUUGGACAGCGGCUCGGACUCAGACUCCGACUCGGACGACGGCUCGAUCAACGAAGAGUGGGCCGAGCAGACGUCCGCCCUCGAGCGCGCCCUCCAGGAGAACUCCAAGUACAUCAACGCCUUCCGCUUCGACGACGUGAAAGCGCGCUGGGCCGAAUUCGACCUCACGCUCGCUACGCAGUCGCAGAAGCUGCUGCUGAUCAACAUCGUCGAGCGCGUCUGUCGCCAGAGUGUGAUCCACGAGAUUCCCAACAUCGCGCGCGUCAUGAAGCCGCCUCCGAAAGCCGGCGAGGAGGGCACCUCGCUCACCGCCGAGGGUAUCAACUUCCGCGACCUCUGGGAUUUCGGUUUCGGCGUCGUCGACCUCGACAACCUCUACACGAACGAUAUCGGUGCCGUGCUGCACACCUACGGUGUCGAGGCCGCGCGUGCGGCGAUCGUAGCCGAGAUGCGCGGUAUCUUCGACACGUACGGUAUCGCCGUGUCGCCCCGUCACCUGUUCUUGAUCGCAGACUACCAGACCGCUGCGGGCGGCUUCAGGCCGUUCAACAGGAGCGGUAUCGCCGAAUCGAGUUCGACAUUGCUCAAGGCGAGCUUCGAGAUGACCAUGGCGUUCAUUGGCGGUUCGGCACUGCAUGGCGAUGUGGAUAUGCUCAAGACGCCCAGUAGCAAGCUGGUGGUUGGCCGACCGGUGUCGAGUGGAACGGGCACGCCAGAGAUCAGGCUGGCGCUGCCUGCGCCUAUCGGUGCCGCUGCAUAA
Molecule: messenger RNA, 5388 nt
Organism: Kalmanozyma brasiliensis GHG001
Lineage: Eukaryota; Fungi; Basidiomycota; Ustilaginomycetes; Ustilaginales
Product: RNA polymerase, alpha subunit
Exons: 1
Coding region: 1-5388 (1795 amino acids)
Biological process (GO): DNA-templated transcription
Cellular component (GO): RNA polymerase I complex
Molecular function (GO): DNA-directed RNA polymerase activity; DNA binding
Source: RefSeq, a predicted model, not a curated record